Messenger RNA from Strongylocentrotus purpuratus (purple sea urchin), 2934 nucleotides. It is a transcript of the gene nuf2, whose product is annotated as kinetochore protein Nuf2-A. The coding region runs from base 150 to 1478 and encodes 442 amino acids. Gene Ontology annotation, cellular component: kinetochore; Ndc80 complex. The record is from RefSeq and is a predicted model, not a curated record. Gene Ontology annotation, biological process: attachment of mitotic spindle microtubules to kinetochore; meiotic chromosome segregation; kinetochore organization. Lineage: Eukaryota; Metazoa; Echinodermata; Echinoidea; Camarodonta; Strongylocentrotidae. The transcript is spliced from 12 exons. Gene Ontology annotation, molecular function: protein-containing complex binding.
ACCGACGAUUUUGUGCGCAUGCGUAGAUACCAGUCUCGAUCGCGGUGAUUAUGAAUUUGAUUUUAUACUCGAAUUCUGGAUUUGAAGAAGUCAAGAUAUUGGUAUAAAUUAGACCAUUUUCCAGUGUGAGUUGAAUCCCAGAAGCAACCAUGGCAGCCUAUAGCUUCCCUCUCCUAUCAUCAGCUGAGUUGGCUUCAGUUCUUCAUGAGAUCCUUGGAGAGACUUUUUCGGAAGAGGAUUUCAAGAACCCUCAGAGCACCAAGAUCCAGAAGCUGUAUGCCACCUUCCUGCAGAGACUGAUCAACACUCCCAUGGAUAAGAUCAACCAGCCUCAAUGGGAGGCUUCACAGGGUGUCUUGCAUCCUGAGCUCUAUUCAGACACCUUCCCACUCAUGAACCUCACGCUAGCCAUGCAGCGAUUCAUGGUUGGAUGCCUGGUGAAGGACUUCAAAAUGAAGGAUAUUUUACACCCAAAACCCAAACGAACCCGUCGCUUUCUCAGUGCCAUCAUCAACUUCUGGCGGUUCAGCGUUGAACGAGAGGAUGUCUACUACAACAUAUGUCAAGAGAUUCAAGGAUCACUGGCGGAGAGGAGUGCAUGUCAGGAGAGGAUCACUCAGAUCAAAGAAAAGAUCAAUCUCAUCAGAAUGAACAGAGCUGAAGAAGAGGAGCAUGCAAAACAGCUGCAAGACAAUAUUGAUGAGUCGGACGCUAAGAUGAUGUCACAGCAGCAAGAUCAAGCAGGACUCCAGAGAGAUAUCUCAAGACUGAGAACUACAGUAGCAGAGAAAGCAGCCCUUGUGGACAAGCACAAGCUGUCCAUCUUGAACAAACAGGAGAUGGUGAGUAAGAUGCAAGCUCAGGUCGUCCAAUCCCCGGAGCGUAUGAAAGCCGACAUCUCGAGGAUGCAUUCCACCCUGGCCUCACGCAAGGAGACCAAGAAGGAGAAGGGACACCGGCUGCAGGAGAUGCGGGGUCAGAACGAGAACUGCCAGCUGCUUCUGCAGUCCAGCGAGCAAGGGGAUUCCAUGAUCACAGCUAUCAAUACAGAGCUGGAGAAACAGAGGGAGGCUCAGGCAACGAUGGAAGGUGUGAGGGAUCAGAUUCAGAUCGAGAAGGACCAACUAAGAGACUUCACAGCCCAGGAGGGUCACCUCAACAGACAGAGGGAAUCCAAGCAAGAGAAACUGGUCAAGCUACAGCUGCAGCAUCAGCACACCGUCACGGCUCUGCAGGAGAAUAUACAGAGGGAACAGAGGGAGCUGGAAGAAUGCUGCCAAAAACAGGAGAAAAAACUUGGUCACGUCCAGGUCUUGAUUGAACAGAAGAACAAUAUCAAGAAAAAGAUGAGUGAUGAAGAGAACAUCCAUGGAGAAGAGAUGAGUAAAAAGAAGGAGAAAUAUGAACACCUCCUUGUUGCUUUGGACUCGUACCACAAGGAUCUCUCUGUUGGCUGGGAGCAAGCCGAUCCAAGAUAAACCUGGGAACCGAUGGAUCCAAUCCGUGCCUGUAAUCUGUAAUUAUAGUAUCAUUCUAAUCAUGCAAAAGAGAGUAUGGAGAUUUUCGAAAAAUCUUGGAACUCAUUGGCAACGCUGCCCGCAACAAGAAGAAAUCUGGGAGCUAUGGAAUCUACAUCUCUAAAGUCCUCAAGCAAGUUCAUCCUAACGCCUGCAUCUCCAGUCGGGCCAUAACUAUCAUGAACAGCUUCAUCAACGACAUGUUGUACAGAGCGAGAUGGGAAGCUUUGCUGGCAAUUCGCUGAAGAUGUUGAUGACGAAGCCGUUCAUGGGUAUUUUUACAUUUGUACACCCAAACAGACUCGAACAAACAUUCUGUUACAUAUAAUGUUAUACCUGAAAUUGUUUUAUUGUAUAUUAUUCAACAAGAAAUAUUUCAGUCCAUGUAUACGAUGUAAAUAAGUCAUUAUAAACAGUUUCUUUGUUGCUUAUAACUGUACAUACAUGUAAAUGUAGUUAUUCUAAUAUAAUAUUCAUUAAACAAGUACACACAAUGAUCUACAUGUGUGGGGUCUCAUAGAAUACACUAUUAACUCAUUCAUGGGCAGUAAAUAAUGCUGUUAUAUUUCUGUACAUUUCAUUAACAAGUUAACAUUUGAAAUCAAAUUACUGGAAGGUUUUAAACACCACUGACAUAUUUCAGCAGGGCUUUGUAAAGAAAUACAUAUAGAACAAGAAGUUUUUCUCAUAUAACAUGCCAAGAUACAAUUUAAUUUUGAAGCUUUAAUUGAAUAGUCACUUAUGAGUACAAAUAUAUUGUGUAUACAUGUGUACUCAAUUUGGCACCACAACAUCUUAUAUGUCGGUAUAUUAAUAUUGGUAUUGCCGAAAGAAUAUUCUUUAUACGUACAUGUGGUUCAUUACUGGUAAACAGUUAUUGACGAUAGAAUUGUAUCAAGAAAACGAUGUAGCAUCCUGGUCAUUUUUUCAAAAUACAAGUACUCUGUACAUGUUACUUUGAAUUUGAUGUAGGCCAAAACUUUGUGAAAGGGUUUGCUUGGCUAGCAUUGAUCUCUUCUUUUGUCACAAAUGGUAAAAAAUUAUACAUGGUCAGCUAAGAGCCAGUAGGGAAUUACCUUAUGUACUUUUUUUUUAAACAAAGACUUGGCACCUUCUAGUUCUCAGCACACAAUAUUGUAUGAUAUUACAAUAAAAUAGAAGAGGAAAUUUUACACAACGAUUUGUGUAAAUCACAAAAUGAAAUAUUUAUUUAAUAUCUACUCUAACAAAUGUUAUAAAUCUACCGUAAUCUCUACUCUGUAACCUUCAAUCACAAAUUUUAAGUAUUUAAAAAGUGUUAAUGGGCUUUAUUAUUGUAGUUAUCUGUUGAGGUAGUUGAUUAUUCUUCAAACAUUUAAUAAGCAAUAUUUGAUUUCAGGAGGGCACUGUAAAUGAACUCUGACUAAUCUUACAACAA